AUGCCUGGGGGUAGGAGAGGCCUAGUUGCUCCACAGAAUACCUUCUUGGAUAACAUUAUCAGACGUUACAACUCAUUGCCGGAUUGUAGCUUCCUGUUGGGCAACGCUCAAAUAGUGGAUUACCCAGUAGUCUACUGCUCAGAAACAUUCUGUAAAAUCUCUGGUUAUAACAGAGCCGAAGUGAUGCAGAAGAGUUGCAGGUGCAACUUCAUGUAUGGGGAAUUGACUGAAAAGAAUACAAUAGCAAAAAUCGAACAUACUCUCGACAACCAGGCGUUGGACCAAUUCGAAAUUUUACUUUAUAAAAAAAAUCGAACACCGUUAUGGCUUCUUCUCCACAUAGCACCUAUAAAAAAUGAAAAGGACAUUGUGGUACUCUUUUUGUUGACCUUCAGAGACAUUACGGCUUUGAAGCAACCCCUAGAGGACGAAACUGCCAAAAGCUUAAGCAAAUUUGCCCGUCUAGCCAGAUCGGUCACCAGGAGUCGCUCUGUCAUUGUUCAACAGUUUUCCUCACACCUGCCCGUUGUAAGGUCGGAGAAUGUAAAGCAAACUCAGUUGGGCCAUGCAAUAAGCUUGAAUCCUGAUGUCACACUACAGUACCGUCAAGAAGCUCCCAAAACUCCUCCACAUAUUUUACUCCAUUACUGUGCUUUUAAGGCUACCUGGGACUGGAUAAUCCUCUGUUUAACAUUCUACACUGCUAUCAUGGUGCCAUACAACGUGGCUUUCAAAAGUAAAAGCAGUGAGGACGUAAGCUUUUUAGUGCUUGAUAGUAUUGUCGAUGUUAUCUUCUUUAUCGACAUCGUCCUCAACUUCCAUACUACUUUUGUAGGACCAGGCGGAGAAGUUGUCUCCGACCCAAAAAUCAUCAAGAUGAAUUAUCUGAAAAGUUGGUUCAUCAUCGAUCUUCUGUCUUGUCUCCCCUAUGAUGUGUUUAACGCCUUUGACCAAGAUGAUGAUAGUAUUGGAAGCCUCUUCAGUGCUUUAAAAGUUGUAAGACUGCUCAGACUUGGAAGAGUUGUACGUAAACUGGACCGUUACUUGGAGUACGGGGCCGCCAUGUUGAUUCUUCUGCUGUGUUUCUACAUGCUAGUGGCUCAUUGGUUGGCUUGCAUUUGGUACAGUCUUGGUCGUAGUGACGCAGAAAAUGGGUUUGUUUAUAGUUGGUUAUGGAAACUCUCGAACGUUACCCAAGCACCUUUUUACUUUCACGUUUCGAACGAAUCUUUUGAAACUGAAUUGGUUGGAGGACCUCCAAGGGGUACCAUGUACGUUACUGGCCUUUAUUACACUAUGACGUGCAUGACAAGUGUUGGAUUUGGAAACGUUGCAGCAGAAACCGACAACGAAAAAGCUUUUACCAUAUGUAUGAUGAUAAUAGGAGCAUUACUAUAUGCCACCAUAUUUGGCCAUGUGACGACAAUCAUCCAGCAGAUGACGUCAGUCACAGCACGUUAUCACGAGAUGUUGAAUAACGUGCGUGAGUUCAUGAAGCUGCACGAAGUACCAAAAGCACUCAGUGAGCGGGUGAUGGAUUACAUUGUAUCUACUUGGGCAAUGAGCAAAGGGAUUGACACUAAAAUGGUUUUAAACUACUGUCCAAAGGAUAUGAUGGCUGAUAUCUCUGUCCAUCUAAAUCGAAAAGUUUUCAACGAACAUCCGGCUUUCCGGCUGGCAAGUGACGGAUGUCUCCGGGCUCUUGCCAUGUACUUUAAUAUGGACCACAGCGCUCCUGGUGACCUUCUGUAUCACACGGGAGAAAGUAUUGAUACACUGUGUUUUGUGGUAUCCGGAUCACUCGAAGUCAUUCAAGAUGACGAAGUAGUAGCCAUUUUAGGAAAAGGCGAUGUUUUCGGGGACGUAUUCUGGAAAGAACCUACAAUGGGUCAGUCCUGUGCUAACGUCAGAGCCCUGACGUAUUGCGACAUACACUCCAUCAAGAGAGACAAGCUUUUGGAAGUCCUCAACUUUUAUCAUGCUUUUGCUAAUUCUUUUGCAAGAAACCUUUUUCUCACAUAUAAUCUAAGACAUAGGUUGAUCUUUCGUAAGGUAGCUGACGUUAAGAGGGAGAAAGAAUUGGCGGACAGACGAAAGAAUGAACCUUCCCAAGACCUCUCUCAGGAUCACUUGGUUCGGAAACUGUUCAACCGAUUCAAGAAGAACGGUCCAGAAAAGUCACCACCUAGUGCCAAUCAAGUGGGAGCAUUACCUGCACCUGACGUGGAAAAGGGAGAGCGUUCCUCAGCCACCAUUAAUGAAAACGGAGGAGAAAAAUGUAAAAAUUCUACAAUUAAAGUAUUUAGUAUCUCCGAAGCUGGGGAAAGAGUAGAAAAGCCAGAAAGAACUACAAAAUGGGGUGCUUUGAAAGUAGUCAGCAGUGAUCACGAAGGAAAGAAUAAUAAAGAAAACGAGGUUAGCUCUGGAAGUCAAACGUCUACUAAAGGAGGAGAAGUUACGGCAAAAAAGAAUGAACCUCCUUUUGUAGCUAAAGACUCAAAGCCAGUAUCGGGAAUAGCAAAUAAAGGGCUUGGAAAAUGGUCCAAGAUCCUGGGUAGUCGUCAGGAAACGAUUGAAGAAGUUAGUGAACCAGAUUCCCACCAGGCUACUCCUAAACGAAAAAACGCGGAGUCAUUUAUUUAUGGACAUCCCAGUGAUAAUACUCAUAGCAAUAUAAACGGUUACCAAAGAAAUCUUCAUGUUGAAGAUCAGAUAUCUAUUAACAAAGAAUCUAAUGACGACAGUGGUAACUUUAGCGGUGAAAUAUUUGCCCCUCGUAGCAUCUCGAAUACAGAUUAUCAGCAGAUUGUAGCUAACCUGGUAGACUUGCGAGUGGAUCUCAGAACUGAAAUUAGAAAAAUAAGCAAUAAAAUGACUCGCAUAGAUGAGCAAAUGACAGAACUAUUAAGUCAUUUUGCCCAUAACUCUGGGUCUCCCAGUAGCCCAACCCCAUUUUCAAAACCUGAAAAUAGCUUUAGCUUAGAGUUCAAACCUUUGAAAGGAUCUCAGAAUUCUUCAGAACAUUUCAAACGCAUUUGCAGUCAUCAUGGAUCCUUCAAGAGAAAAAGCGUUCACGGAAAGUCGAAGACAAAGUCUCUUUCACCACGAACCUGCUCUUCAGACUCAACAGUGCGAGCAAUGCUAGAAAACGAAAUAGCAGAACAAAGAAUAGAUAGCAAUAAUUCUCCGACACAACAAUUAGAAAUUAACGAAGAGGAGUAG
Limulus polyphemus (Atlantic horseshoe crab) is the source of this 3222-nucleotide messenger RNA. Its product is annotated as potassium voltage-gated channel protein eag-like. The transcript is spliced from 10 exons. NCBI's taxonomy places the organism in Eukaryota, Metazoa, Arthropoda, Merostomata, Xiphosura, Limulidae. Gene Ontology annotation, molecular function: voltage-gated potassium channel activity. The record is from RefSeq and is a predicted model, not a curated record. The coding region runs from base 1 to 3222 and encodes 1073 amino acids. Gene Ontology annotation, biological process: potassium ion transmembrane transport; regulation of membrane potential. Gene Ontology annotation, cellular component: membrane.